AUGUUGGGCAAUCAACAAGCAUUCGAUGACAACAAAUCAGAGGGUAGUGGCAGUGAGAGGUCAAGUAUCAAUCUCGGUGGCGGAGACCCCUCUGCUCAGCAAAAGAAGGCUCUCAAGAAGCCAGUAAAAUCAGUCAUUCCCAAAUUACAGAAUUGUAGUGUCAAUUUGUCCUUGUUUAGGAAAUUAGCUGCUGAUGAACUGAGAGAAUUAAUUGAAGAAGUGCAAGUACCCAACCCACACAAAGCCUUUGUAUUUGAUCCAGAACUCAUCAGUUCUCUCUCACUCAUUGUUCCCUAUUCUUUCUUCAUUCCAAAAGGAACAGGUGCCUCGGAACCAGAAAUUGGUGUUUUAAAACAAGAGAAAAUCCAAUUCAAAACGGUCGUAGGAAGUGUGUUCUAUAUAACACGACCUCGAAUGGAUCUUCUCAAGAUCAUGUCCUCUCAAAUUAAUCACAUCAUGUCCUCUCAACCACAACAACCACCUAAUAUUUAUGUCGUGUUUGUGCCACGAAGGACUUUGAUUUGUGAAGUCAUGUUGGAAAAGAUGAAUAUUCUGCAACACAUUCAAAAACCCUUGUUGGAAUUUUCACUGGAUUUCAUUCCAUUUGAUAAUGAUUUGUUGUCCAUGGAGUUACCAAAUGCUUUUAAAGAAUUUGAAAUUGAUGGUGAUUAUUCUGCAUUGUAUAGUGUGGCAAGAUCAGUGAUGAAAUUACAAUCUGUGUAUGGCGUGAUUCCAAACAUUAAAUAUGUGGGAAAGAGUGCCAAAAUAGCUUUUGAAAUUCUACAAGAUUUGAAACACAGGUCAGAAAAUGUAUUGAAUCAAGUGAAUCCAAGCAUUGGAAAUUUGAUUUUCUUUGAUAGAAGAGUGGAUUUAGUGAGUCCUCUUGUCACUCCAUUAACAUAUGAAGGUCUUUUAGAUUUAUUUUACAAAAUUCAAAAUAAUCUGGUCACAAUUCCAUUCUUGUCACAACCUGUGAAAAAAGAAGAUGGCGACAAUGAGAAGGAACAAGAAGUAAGAAGAGUACCAACGAGAUUGCCUCUCAACGAUGACGAUGAGGUUUUCAAACAAAUUCGUCACUUGAAUUUCCUUGGAGUAGGAGCUAAAUUACAAGCGAUCACUGAAGAAAUUGAUAAGAUUUAUGAAGAAAAGAAAAAUUUAACCUCUCUCGAAGAUAUCAAAGCAUAUUUCCAACAAUUACCUGAAGUUCAACAAAAACACAAGGAUCUGACCACACACAUCACCAUCGCUACAGAAAUUAAAAAAGAAACAUCAAAACAAGAAUUCAGAAGAAGAAUUAGAACGGAACAAGAUAUUUUGUCAGGAGAGGAUCCAAAAGCAUGCAUUGAGUAUAUCGAGACUUGUAUUAUAAGGCAAGACAGUCUUACGUCAGUAUUGAGACUGAUUUGUCUUUACAGUAUUGUGAGAAAUGGACUUAGCCAAUCUGAAUAUGAUCAUUUACGACAAGAACUUGUUCAUAGCUAUGGACACUUUGUUGUUUUGAGUUUGAAGAAUUUAGAGGAAGCUGGAUUGUUGAAGAAAUCAGCGUCAAAGAUUAACUGGUCAACCUCUCCAUUUGGAAUUAUGAAAAAAGGAUUGAAUCUAGUUGCACAGGAUCAAAUUGAUGAAACGAGUCAGAAGAAUAUGGCUUAUGUCCACUCUGGUUAUGCUCCAAUGAGCUGUAGAAUUAUUCAAGAAUCUCUCACGACCAGCAAGUGGGAAAAUUUGGAAUACUUAUUCAAAGGAAGUGAGCACCUGGAAUUUAUUGGAGAGAGUAUCACACCAACAAUGCUGUCAAGUGAUGUGACCGUUGUUGUUUUCUUGGGCGGAUGUACUUUAGCUGAAAUUAGUGCUUUAAGAUCUCUCUCAAGUCAUCGUUUUAUCAUUUUAACGACCAAGAUCAUUAACUCUGAUAACUUCAUUUCCUCCAUGUUGGAAAAACUUUAA
Molecule: messenger RNA, 1944 nt
Organism: Naegleria fowleri
Lineage: Eukaryota; Heterolobosea; Eutetramitea; Acrasida; Naegleriidae
Exons: 2
Coding region: 1-1944 (647 amino acids)
Biological process (GO): intracellular protein transport; vesicle-mediated transport
Cellular component (GO): CORVET complex; vacuole
Source: RefSeq, a predicted model, not a curated record